Messenger RNA from Eptesicus fuscus (big brown bat), 2761 nucleotides. It is a transcript of the gene XRRA1, whose product is annotated as X-ray radiation resistance associated 1. NCBI's taxonomy places the organism in Eukaryota, Metazoa, Chordata, Mammalia, Chiroptera, Vespertilionidae. Bases 135 to 2516 code for a protein of 793 amino acids. Gene Ontology annotation, cellular component: nucleus. The transcript is spliced from 19 exons. Gene Ontology annotation, molecular function: protein binding. The record is from RefSeq and is a predicted model, not a curated record.
GUGGCCAGCUGGGCCGCUCUUUCCACAAUGGCUUUGCAGUUGUGAGAGGAAACGUCGGGAACAGUCUCCGCAAAGUGAAGAAACACAAAAAAAGGGAAGUAAAGAGACUUUUCCCAAGAUCAAAGAUCAAGGUGAUGACCUCCUCAGGAAUGUACAAGCUGGAUGAUGGGAAGCCUUACCUGAACAACUGCUUUCCAGCCAAAAAUCUGCUUCGGAAACCGGAGGAAGGCCGAGGACACUGGUUAGUGGCUCGGAAAACCCCCAAGAAGAAGCCCAAGGGAAGUGCGGUUGAGGCACCACCUGAAGGUCAGAAAAGCCAGAAGGUUUCUUCUGAGACCAAAGGGAAGAAAAGGUCUCCAUGGAAAAACCAAGCAGACAUUCCUGGACACGUGCUGGACCAGGAUUUUCUGCUGAAGCACCACUGUGUGAGGAGCCCGUCAGAACUGUGCACCAUUAACGUGAGCGGCCUGAAGUUCUCUAAGGCUAAGGAAAAGGACUUCAAGCAUUUUAAUUCCGUGAUUUACAUCAAUGCCUCAGAAAACUUGCUACCUCUAGAGGCAUUUCACACGUUUCCAGCCUUAAGGGAACUGGAGCUUGCGUUUAACGGCAUCAAAACAAUCUACGUGAAACAUGGAGACUUUAACUUCUUGGAAUUCCUGGACCUUUCCUUCAACAGCCUGAAUCCGGAGGCCAUCUGUGACCUUGGGAUUCUGCCACGCCUCCGUGUCUUGCUCCUCACAGGCAAUGGGCUUACCUUCUUGCCAAUGAAUUUGGCUGUCACAGAGGAGGAGACAUCUGUAACAUCGCUGACAAGCAAGAAGUACAUCCUGAGGUUCCCAGCACUGGAGACACUGAUGCUGGAUGACAACAAACUCUCCAACCCCAAUUGCUUUGCCAGCCUGGCUGGGCUCAGGAGACUAAAGAAGUUAAGCCUGGACCAAAACAAGAUUUUCCGGAUCCCGUACCUACAGCAGGUUCAGCUCCGCAACGGGUCGGGGGAUUGGGUUGGAGACAGAGGGAGUCCUCGGAGAGGGCCCCCAUCCGUUCUGCAGCCCAAAUCAUGGGUAUUUGAGGCCUCAGAUGAACAUCCGGAUUAUACCAUACUGCCCAUGAAAAAGGAUGAUGACCGAACAGAGGUUGUGUUCUCACCUUACCCUGGAUUCUCAACCUCAGAGACACCCAAGGUAUGUGCACUUCCUCCCAUAUUUGAGAUUCUUCCCGUGAAGUUACUGAAGGCCAGGAACCAGACGCUGGCCCCACCCUUCCCAGAGCUGAGGUGCCUUAGCCUGGCCUACAACAAGAUUGCGAAGGAAGAUGCCAUCCUGCCAGUAGCUCUCUUCCCAUCACUCUGUGAGCUCGUCUUUCAUAACAACCCUCUAGUGGCCCACAGACGAGGGGUCCCUCCUCUGCUAAAAAGCUUCCUCCAGGAGCGGCUGGGAAUCCACUUAAUUCGAAGGAAGACAUCAAAGGCUAAACAUCAUAUUUUUAUGCCUCGGAAGGCCUCAAGGAAGGUACAAACCCAGGUUCCGAAGGUGCCAAAGCAGCCUCUGGUGCUCCAUCAGCCACCUGAUACCACAACGGAGUCUCCCUCGGAGGAGACAUUGGAGUCACAGCUGCUUGAGGUGCUGCCGAAUGCCAAAGACUCUCCUGUGAAGCCAACGAUGGCCAUUGAGGGCCUGGAGGGCCUUUCCCUGCAUCGCCGGCCCUUCGUGCCACUUCCUCCCAUCUGCUCUGACUCCACCGUGCAUACUGAGGAGACCACGUCUCGCCCGAGUGACACUGCUGGCCACCUCAGCCCAGAGCACCCAUCAGAUGAGGAUACCAGGAGCACAGAGUCCAUCUUCUUGACGCAGGUGAGUGGGCUGUCUUACUCCCUCCUCCAUAGGGAUGAGUCAGAGGUGGAUAAAGACCAAAGACCAUCACCACCAGCCUCAGCUCCCAGAGAGGUGAAAAAGACUCGGAGGAAGCUUUCAUCUGCCACACUCUCCAGCAAGUACCGUGGCUAUGAGGAGCUGCUGACAGCCAAGCCUGACCCGGACUUCAUUGAGCCAAAGGGAAUCCAGAAGAAUGCACAGGCCCUGCAGCACAUGCUGAAGCACCCACUCCUGUACGCCUCCUCCAGGCCCAAGCUGGGCACUCCUCAGAAACACUACGUCCCCAAGGAGAAACGGAGGAUCCCCGUUCCACCUCCACGGAAGACUCGAGCCCAGAUGCUGGAUGACAUCCUCAUUCGCAUGCGGGACUCCCGGAACCUUACAGAGGCUCCGCUAGGAGCUGUCCUGCGCCAGCGGACGGAGCGGCGGGGGCUGGUGAACCAGAAGCAGUACCUGGAGGCCAAGCGGCUGCUGAAGGAGUUUCAGGCGCGCUACCGGGAGAUGGUGCGCUGCUCGCUGAGGUCGGUGUUCAGGGCCCCGGCCCUGGCCCACCCGGCCCUGAGCGGCCCCAAGUUAAGCCGCUUCCUCCAGUUCGUGGAUGAGUUCUACCCGGAGCCCACAGCCAGUGACUCAAAAGGCUAGAGCUGCAUACAGGGCCAUGGGCGCCACCCGGCCUGUGCCCCUCGCCCUGCGCCUCUCGCCCUCCCUGAGGGCUCCGUUUCCCUUGAUGGAGCUGGAACCUUGGGGCUGGCUCGGCUGGGCACAGGCCUCAGAGCUAAGCCCAGCCUUGCUGGCUGGCUGGCUGGCUACAGAGGGCGGAGCUCCCCUUCCCAGGCCCGGCAGGAUCCGGCGCCUGGCCCAGCAGCAAUAAAGACUGGGUGUGCAGA